Beta vulgaris subsp. vulgaris (sugar beet) is the source of this 1940-nucleotide messenger RNA. Its product is annotated as probable transmembrane ascorbate ferrireductase 3. The transcript is spliced from 4 exons. The coding region runs from base 70 to 735 and encodes 221 amino acids. The record is from RefSeq and is a predicted model, not a curated record. Gene Ontology annotation, molecular function: oxidoreductase activity. Lineage: Eukaryota; Viridiplantae; Streptophyta; Magnoliopsida; Caryophyllales; Amaranthaceae.
UCUUAGCGCCAUAACAACCAACUAAGAAGCUACUUAUACGUACAAAAUUAAAAAAAAAGAGCGAGUGAUAUGGAUUUUGAUAGGGAGUGGUAUAGGGAACGUGCUACUCGCAUGACAGUAGUAGCACAUAUUUUUGGCAUCCUAGCUCUCAUCUUAAUGCUUGUUUGGUUGUUGCAUUAUCGAGGAGGUCUUGAUCUCGAUUCAGAUAAUCCGUAUCGUAUUCUCAAUGUUCAUCCAUUUCUUAUGUUUUUUGGAUUCAUAUUCUUUGCUGGUGAAGCCAUGAUGGUGUACAAGACCGUGAUAGCGGAUACACGGGUGCAGAAGAUGAUACACAUGAUGAUGCACGUAGCAGCAAUUACACUAGGGAUUGUUGGGAUAUAUGCUGCCUUUAAAUACCAUUCCAAGCAAAAUCUUACAAACAUGUAUAGCUUACAUUCAUGGAUUGGUCUCAGUACCUUCAUUUUAUAUGGCUUCCAGUGGCUAUUUGGGUUUGUCACAUAUUGGGUUCCAAGGCCACAGUCUACAAGAGCAUUAUUUUCACCAUGGCAUGUAUGUUUUGGGAGAGCACUGCUUUAUAUGGCAAUAUGCACUGCAGAAACUGGUUUGAUGGAAAUUUUCACAAUCCUAAAAUUGGUGGACAAUCAUGAAGCUCGAUUAAUUAACUUUACAGGCCUUGCUAUUCUGCUUUUUGGCAUUACAGUUGAUCUUUCUGUUGCUUUUGCUCGUCAUGUGUAAAAAUAAUUGUUUCCUUUUGAUUCUUUUGAGUGUUCAUAUUAACAUAUUAUAAAUUUUAAAGGUUGUGUAUACUUGUUUAGAGUGGAGUAUUAAUUAUCUUUUGAGUUUAGAUUGCUUCCUUUCAUGUUAUUUUUCAUAUAAAUAUAGUUUUUCAGUGUUGUGUAUACUGAGUUUUCGUAAAUAGUUGAUUGUAUUUUAGCCGAAUUCUAAUUUCACCUCAAAAUUAUCUAUCGUCUAUUACCAAAAUAGCUGACAAAUUAAAGUCGUCUUCUUUUGUCAAAAUAAGUUAACGUGUUAGGCUUUCUUAAAAUGAGUUUAGCAUCUAUUCUAUAUUAAUUCAUUUACAUAUGUCAUUUUCUUUUUGAUCUCAUACUAAUAUAUAUUACAUUGUCUAAUUAAAGCAGCUAGUUUCCUCUCAAAGUUCCGAUUUAGUUCAACUUAACUUAGCUCAAUUCAACUCAAAAGAACCCAACAUAUCAAUAAAAAGUGAUACUUUCGGGCAACAAAAGGAAUUACCAUUUCAUGGACAAUCUUUUGUUCUCUUUAACUAAUGAAGCACUCUAAGCCAAAGGCAGUCCUCAUAGCAAUUUCAGAAACGUUCAUCACGUUUUCUCGACUUUCGAGAAGUCGACACCGUCUGUGCUACGAAUGAAAUGCGGAUGCAAGGCACUAAUCACCUCUGUAACUGAAAUGUUUGAGUAGAAAAAUUUUUGGUAGCUCCAAGAGCAGUACUGGAGUAAGAUUUGAGAGCACAUAAGAAAAUUCUGAAGAAAUAAUGAUACACGCUUGUUACAGUUAAGUAAUUCACAAUUAAAAAAAUUCUAUGUACAAGAUCAUCAAUGUUGGAUAUUAAACAUCUCUCUAGCACUAUAGCACCCAUUAAUCAGCUAAUACAAGCAUAAAUAUGGCAUCAACACCCCUCCAUCACCUGAACCUUUUGGGUCAAUCACCCAAAUUCACAUCCCCUAUUAACGCUUGCUCGUAAAAUGCUACAAAUUUGAAACAAAUGGAAAGAAAAACAUCACAAAACCCCUCCCUCUUAAGACUAGUAAAAGAUGGACAAAGACACAAGGCAAUUAUAUAUUUACAACGUCGUUACCUAUAUAGCAAACUUAUUAGCCAAAGCCUCCCUGGAAUUUAAUGGAUUCUUCUCCCAACUGGCUUGAAAUUUACACAGGGGGGCUAAUGAAUGUGCAGCAUAAAAA